UGACAAAUAUCAUAGCAAUCCGACCAAGUAAAAGUUGUUAUCAUAGCUAGAUUAGAUCUGCGGCUAAACAAAUAUGGAAUCAGCUAUUUUCGAAGACUGUAGGAAAUUAAUAGACCUAUUUGUAACAUCUGGAAAUCACACCUUUGCAUCUUUUUGCAAGCAAUGGAAAGCUUUACAAUUUCAACAAAUUUACUAUGCACAGACUACACAUAUUGAAGUAAUACAAACCACUGCAGCAAUAAUGAACUGUGCAAGGCACGAGAUUUGCGAUUCUGAAGUAAAUAUCAAAAAUGGAGACCUCACUGUGGAUAAGGAAGUUAAAAAUACGACAGCACAACAUUUUACAGAUGAAGUAAUGAGGCGAAGAAUUGGAUAUUUGUUUCUGCUGUAUGCGAUUUACUUUAAACAACCUACAGAAGGUUUUGUUAAGAUUGAAACUACUCUCAAUACUUGGCAUAUUCUGAAAACCUUUAUAGACUCAUUGCCACCGUCUAUCGACAUGGAUGAUGUGCGCUACGUAUUUUGGCGUCUAUUGCAAGCCGAUGCUUUUCGUUUUACCGCUCUUAACUACUGCGUAGGCUUAGAGGAUUUAGUUGAUUACGAGAAAUUGAAUGAUAGAGAAAACACUAGUUUUCAGUACAAUAAUAGUGGCAAAGGACUUGAACAACAAUUGCAUGAUUUUUCAGCGAUUAAACGUAUUUUGCCUGCGCUGUCGGUGCUAGAGGAUGGAUAUAACGAAAUGAAAGAAAUGUUAGUAAAUACCAACACAAAUGGUUUGCAUAAGCAAUCAUUGCCAGCUUCAACAAUUUUUAAAAGCAUUGAACAGUGUUUUCAGAAUAUUCAGUCUAUUGUUGAUGACUCUGAGAGUGGUAGCAAAGCCAAUUCGCUACUUUUAGAAAGUUCUAAGCGGCAUUUAAAGCGUAAGGGUUUCUCUAAUAAUUAUGGAGAAAAACAAGACAACUCCAAGGUUGAUAAUGAAAAUAACUCUAGAAAACAUAAAUCACUUAGAAGGAUGUCAGCACGCACAGUAUUCACUGAUAAAUUGCCAUCGGACAUGUUGGAAGAUUUGGAAGAACAAAGGUCAAUUGGAAGUGAUGACCACCUGGAUGAUCAUAUUGAACCCACAUAUGAUCGGGGAGUGCUACAAGAAAGUGUUGCAGAGAUAGCAGGUGUCAAUUUAACAGAUUCUCAAGAAGAAACAGAUGGUACAGCCGAAUAUUUGACAGAAAAUUGUGAAGUGCAAGAAGUGAUAGAACGACAAAUGAAUGACUUAUUAGAAAUAGAACUUACAGAGGAAUUCGUAUCGAUUCCAAAAGACAAAGAAAUAAAUAAUAUUAUAAAAAUUUAACGAGGUUGGCAAUUAUAAUAAAUUAAAAAAUUGGAAAU
Messenger RNA from Ceratitis capitata (Mediterranean fruit fly), 1386 nucleotides. RefSeq lists its product as uncharacterized. The transcript has a single exon. The coding region runs from base 74 to 1348 and encodes 424 amino acids. The record is from RefSeq and is a predicted model, not a curated record. Gene Ontology annotation, biological process: snRNA transcription by RNA polymerase III; snRNA transcription by RNA polymerase II. Gene Ontology annotation, cellular component: snRNA-activating protein complex. Lineage: Eukaryota; Metazoa; Arthropoda; Insecta; Diptera; Tephritidae. Gene Ontology annotation, molecular function: sequence-specific DNA binding.